GCGUUCAAUGUCAGAAAAGGACUACGCAUCUCUCGCAAGCUGGCAAGGUCUGAUCAUCAAACGAGAAUAACCUUUUCUAUUUCGCAUCGUGAAGUGAAAGAGACUUCAGCAAAUCGACCAAGAUUUGUUUCAUCAUUGCGUGUUCGUUAGGGGAAAAGGAGACUAACUAAGUGGCCAGGCGUUCACAUACAAAAUGGAAUCGAACGGCUUUGUCUGGCUCUUACAGCGGAGACAGUGCCUGGUAGUUUGCGCAUCAGCUUUGAUAUUGGGUUCACCAAUCGGCCUUUUUUUCUGCGACCAAGACUUGACGAUGACUUACGGUAUCAGCCUCAUGUUAGAAACUGGCCUGAUAAUAAUUGGUGCGAUUCUUGGAGCAGUCCAUGCGGAUACUAAAGGACGCAGGUGAUCUAUGAUGGCGUCAUCAUUAUUCCUGAUAUUUCAAAUCGCCUGCUAUACCUGUUUACACUUCGGAGCACCAGACGUGACUGCGAUUGUGAUCAUAAUUAAAAUUGGUUUGGGCUUUACAAGCGUUGUCGUACUUACUUGGAUUUCGGAAAUCACCAGCACCAACAUACGUCAAAUGGCAAUGGUGCUUCCACUGUCAAUUUACUCCGUCGCAAUAUUCAUUUGGACCUUUGCACUUGAACUAUCGGAACUGAAUUUCAGGAAGUUUAAUUUUUUAUCUGGUGUUUGCGCUUUGAUCCUGUUCACAUGUCACACGCUGGUAAUACUAAACUGUCCUGAGUCCCCCUAUUACUUAAACUGGAUGGAACGGUACGAGGAAACAGAACAGUCACUGGAAUUUUACACAGGAUACAGGCACGUCAGAAUAGCAGAAGAUACUCCGCAAGCCAUCGACAUUCUCCUAAUGAAUGGGUGUGUGCAACGAUGGCGAGAAAAAUUCAGAGAAAUUUUUAAAACGGAAAAUCUUCAAAGACUGGGAAUUAUUUGUUUUCUUAUAUUAGUCAAAUGGUCCACGAAGCAAUCUUACAGUGAGUUAUUGCUUACGAAAGUUGCCAUGAACAUUCCGGUUUCCUUGAAUUUUGUUCUACUCUUGCCAUUAGCGGGGUUCAGUAUCUUCCUAAUGCUAUCGAUCAAUCUAUUCGCAAGAAGAAGAUCUCUGUUGGUGGUAACUAUAAUAAGUUUGACAGUUUCUGUGAUUAUGAUUAACAUACCUGUGGAUGAGGGUUCUCCACUACUUGCGGUAUUGAUUUUCGUGAAAUACUCAAUUCACUACAUUUUUGUCAGUGUCAUUUUGUGCUGCGCAGGAGUAUCAUUUCCAACUAACAUCAGGGCCCUUUUCAUUGCUUUAGUUAUGAGCUUAGAGGCGUUGAUAAGGAACACAUUUUUCUGGAUCGGGUCUCUGAUCGAGAAAGAGAGCAUAUGGAUCUAUAGCUACGAAUUAAUUACAGCUAAAGCUUGCAUUGACAUUGGGUCACUUGUUGUUGCUGGUGUUUUAGUCGUGAUCUUCAUUCCAAAAACCAUUGAGGUGCAGUCUGAUGGUAUGUUGAAAAAUUACGCGGUUGCCUCGACGGGAGAUUUAGAAUUGUUGAGACUGUAGCGAAAAUAUCACUCUGGUUCUCUUGAUGACAAAAUAU
Diprion similis is the source of this 1598-nucleotide messenger RNA. RefSeq lists its product as uncharacterized. Bases 410 to 1561 code for a protein of 383 amino acids. Gene Ontology annotation, cellular component: membrane. Gene Ontology annotation, biological process: transmembrane transport; carbohydrate transport. NCBI's taxonomy places the organism in Eukaryota, Metazoa, Arthropoda, Insecta, Hymenoptera, Diprionidae. Gene Ontology annotation, molecular function: carbohydrate:proton symporter activity. The transcript is spliced from 3 exons. The record is from RefSeq and is a predicted model, not a curated record.